Messenger RNA from Myiozetetes cayanensis, 1280 nucleotides. Its product is annotated as protein PET100 homolog, mitochondrial. Lineage: Eukaryota; Metazoa; Chordata; Aves; Passeriformes; Tyrannidae. The transcript has 4 exons. Bases 43 to 249 code for a protein of 68 amino acids. The record is from RefSeq and is a predicted model, not a curated record. Gene Ontology annotation, cellular component: mitochondrial inner membrane; mitochondrion. Gene Ontology annotation, biological process: mitochondrial respiratory chain complex IV assembly.
UGCGGUGUGGGGAAGGCGGAAGCGGAGGGCGCUGGGGGAGCCAUGGGGGUGAAGCUGGAGAUGCUGAGGAUGUUCCUGUACCUGUCCUUCCCGGUCGGGGUGUUCUGGGUGUCCAACCAGGCCGAGUUUUUCGAGCGUCACGUGAUCGAGCGCAAGAGGGAGAUUUUCCCGCCGGACGAUCCCGAACGGCGCCGGGCCAUGGCUGAGCUGAAGCGGCGGCUGCGGGAGGGGAAGGGGGCCCAGGCGUGAGGGGACCCGGGGACACCCCUGGGGACACCCCUGGGGACAGAGGGGACACAUGGUGGCUGCCACCGUGACAUCGCUGGGGACACCUCCUGUCCCCUCCUGUCCCCUCCUGUCCCCUCUUGUCACCGGGAGCGCCGCCGACACCGGCACGGGGGUGGCCCUGGCGACAAAGGGGACAGGACGUGGCUGCAGCUGUGACACCGCAGGGACCGCCCUGCUGGCACAGGGGACACGAGGCCACCUCCUGUCACCUGUGACCACGGCCACGCCCCGGUGACAACGCCCUGAGCGCGUUGGUGGCAGCGAGCGCGACACCCGCGACCGGUGACGUCGAGGUGACAUCGAGACAGCAUCGUGGUGACGUCACGGUGACAUCGUGGUGACAUGGUGACAUCGCAGUGACAUUGUGGUGGCAUCAUGGUGGCAUUGCAGUGACAUUGUGGUGGCAUCAUGGUGGCAUCGCAGUGACGUCGUGGUGACGUCGUGGUGACGUCACGGUGACAUCGUGGUGACAGGGGACGCGCGGCCACCUCGUGUCACCGAAGGCCCGUCAUGACAGCGUCGUGGUGACAACCGCGGUGACAAAGUGGCGGGUGGCACUGUCCUGUCCUGGUGCCACCCCCUGAGCGCGCCGGUGACAGAGGGGACACGUGGCAUUGUCCUGGUGCCACCAGCGCAGCUGGCAGAGGGGACACGGGGGGAGGGGACACGUGGGCCGCUCUCGUGCGGGUGACAGGCAGGCCACGUGCCCUGGGCUGAUGCCACCCCCGCAGGUGGCACCGGGGUCACGCGGCCACCCCCCGUGUCCCCACGCUGGGAACAGGCAGGGGACAAACGGGACACGUGUCCGGAGCUGCCGCUGCCCCCCCGGCCCGAGGGGACACCCCUGGCUGUCCCUCCCCAAUAAACGGCGCUGGCACCGCCCGGGCUGUCCCCAGGGUGGCACCGGGGGCUGGCAGGGCCACCCGGGGGUCCUGUGUCCCCCAGUGUCCCCUGGGGGUGUCCCCGCGGGUGUCCCGUGUCCCUCAGCGUCA